Molecule: messenger RNA, 1251 nt
Organism: Vicia faba (fava bean)
Lineage: Eukaryota; Viridiplantae; Streptophyta; Magnoliopsida; Fabales; Fabaceae
Source: the annotation of a GenBank genome assembly
AUGAAACUCUCAACUCCAACUACAUCUUGUUCAAAUGUAUCUCCAUCAACUUCUUCCAACACACCAAUGUGUAGCUCCAAAAGCACCACUACAGGCUGUUUCACAGCCAUCAUGCACAAGAUUCUCUGUUCUGGAAAUCUUCCAAAAGAUUCAUCCAAUCAAGUUACCGAAUUUGAUUCAACAAACUCUGUUCUGAGUGGAAAAGAUCAAAACUUUGAUGCUGCUGUUACUCCUCCUCCUCCAUUAGUGGCAAGGCUAAUGGGUUUGGAAUCAAUGGGAGAGAUAGAGAUACCUUUUGCGUCCAAACCGGGAUCACUUUCGCGUAGCAAAUCGAUGAACUCUAUGGACUAUUUGGGAGAGAGCAAUGGAAAAGUUCAGAGUCUGAAUCAUAAGAGAGUUAGUUCAACAUUGUCAUUUAGGGAAGCCCCGACUUUUCGAUUAAGUGAAAAUGAUAACUUUUUUGUGCUUAGCUUUGAAAAUGAAGUUGAGAAUUGUAAAGCAUUGAAAUCCAAUGGGAGAAAAAAGCAAACGGGUUGUUCGGAAUCGAAGCAGAAAGUGGCAGCAAAAGAUAGAACUGAACUAAAGGAAAAUGUUUAUGAUGAGAACGAUUUGAUUGAGAAAGAGAAAACGAGCAAAAGGGUGUCGAAUAAACUUCAAGAAAUCACCAACACUUUGCAUCGGUUCAAGGAUUCGUCUGAGAACAAGUGUUUUGAUUCAGAAGCAGUUGAGUUGUUGAAGUCGAGGAACUAUAACGAAUCUGUGGUUGGUGAAAAGAUGAAGAAGAGGAAGAGAAUUAGGAAAAAGAGAACAAAUUGUUAUGCAGAAAAGAAGGUAGAAACUGAAUGUGUUAAAUCAGAAGAUUCAAGUCCUGUUUCUGUUCUUGAAUUCGACCGCAAAUCUUGUGCAGCAGGCAUAGAUUCUGUUGCAGUUGGUUCGAUUUCAAGAAGAAAGUUGACACCAGAGCUUGAAAAGGGAAAGCAUAUUCUUAUGCGAUGUGAUGAUAAUUUGAUGAUUGAUGAGAACAAGGAUAAGGAAAUUGAGAAGAACAAAUGUGAAGAAACAAAGAAGAGAGAGAAGAAGGUGAAGGAGUAUAUAGGGAUUUGGGGUGAAGCAAGCAAGCUAGUUGAAGAUGAAUUGGCAGGUUCGAAGAACCAAUUAGUUGAUGCAUGGAUUAAAGAACAAUGUGCUGAUUUUGAGUCAAAAAUUUUUGAUCAAUUGUUGAAUGAAGUGGUAAGUGAACUUGUUGGGUAA